This is a messenger RNA of Nymphaea colorata (pocket water lily), 1378 nucleotides long. Its product is annotated as protein trichome birefringence-like 38. The record is from RefSeq and is a predicted model, not a curated record. The coding region runs from base 146 to 1267 and encodes 373 amino acids. Gene Ontology annotation, molecular function: O-acetyltransferase activity. Gene Ontology annotation, cellular component: Golgi apparatus. The transcript is spliced from 5 exons. Lineage: Eukaryota; Viridiplantae; Streptophyta; Magnoliopsida; Nymphaeales; Nymphaeaceae.
UUUAAAACUUGUUGCUGUUUUCGAGUCCAGCAUACACUCUACCUUGCCUUCAUUAGCAUCAUCCUUGACACGAGAUAGAUUGAGACGACGAUCUUCUGCACUUUUUUUCGUUCCUCAACCCCUGAGAAAAAGCUAAGGCUGAAAGAUGGGUUUUUUGGGAGCCUUGUUCUCUUCUUCCUACUAUGUCAACAUGAUUUUGCUCUUCCUUCUCUUCCUCAAUGGCGAAUCUCUAGGGAUCUCCCCACAUUGUUUGAGAGACGAGGACCAAACAGUAGCACCAAGCUGUAACAUUUUCCAGGGAAGUUGGGUCUUCGACGAUUCAUACCCUCUCUACGAUUCAUCAAAGUGUUUGUUUUUAGACCGUGGGUUUGAUUGCCUCAAGAAUGGCAGACCUGAUCAUACAUAUCUCAAAUAUAGAUGGCAACCACUUGGCUGUGACCUCCCCAAAUUUGAUGCGACAAAAUUUCUCUCGCAGUUGAGAGGAAAGAAGAUGAUGUUCGUUGGCGACUCUCUUGGGCACAACCAAUGGACAUCACUCAUGUGCAUGCUCACAGCAGGGGUGCCAAGUCCCAGGACCCAGUUUGUACGAGGAAAUCCAAUGGCAAAGUUGACAUUCCUGGAUUAUGAUUUCUCAUUGAUGUUCUAUUGGGCUGCCUAUCUGGUGGACAUCGUAGCAGAGAGCGACGGAAGAAUCCUGAAACUAGACUCCAUUAGUCAACACGGCCAAUCCUGGAAAGGCAUCGACAUUUUGGUCUUUGAUUCACAGCGUUGGUGGGAAGCGCACAGAACCCCAAGUGAACAAGGAUGGGACUACAUGGAGGUGGGGGGUCGGUUAUUCAGAGAUAUGAACCGAUCGGUUGCCUACGAGAUUGCACUGAAGACAUGGGCAGAGUGGGUAGAGUCGGACGUAGAUCCGGAGACGACGAAGGUGUUUUUCCAAGGCAUGCCUGCUCACCAUCUCAACGCUGCAGAAUGGAACGGCACAGGCAGGCACGGGUGCGAAGGUGAAACCCAGCCAGUGGAAGGUUCAACCUAUCCGGCUGGGCGCCCUGCCUUCCAGCUGGUGCUGGACCGCGUCCUCGCCGGCAUGACUAGGCCGGUGUCUCUCCUGGACAUAACGACCCUAACUCAGCUCCGGAAAGACGGCCACCCUUCUAUCUACAACAAGGACCGCGCUACAGGAGCCGUCGACUGUUCUCACUACUGCGUGGCCGGCGUUCCUGAUGUUUGGAACCAGCUCCUAUAUGCUUCCCUGUUUUCUUCCUAAUGAUCAAUUGAACUUCACUAAGUAUAGAAAAUGCGUGAGAUGAUGGCAUUGUUAUCACUCUCCCUCAUGUUCAGGUUCUCUUUAUCCUUUAUUGCUGAGGUAGAGUACUGC